Molecule: messenger RNA, 5883 nt
Organism: Spodoptera littoralis (African cotton leafworm)
Lineage: Eukaryota; Metazoa; Arthropoda; Insecta; Lepidoptera; Noctuidae
Source: the annotation of a GenBank genome assembly
AUGUCCAGGCUCGUCGACUACUUCGUUAUUGUGGGCUUCGACCACGAGAAGGAGAGGGGCGGUCUGAACAGCGGCGUUGUCCUUCAACGGUUUCCCGAGAUCAACUGGGACGACACACCCUUCCACGACGGUAUAGGAUGGUUCUGCCAGCCGCAAGGAUGGGCGCUCUCGACAGAACGGACGGAGCCUCGGUUCUACGUGUCUGUCCUGACAGAUGUGGACGCCAACCGUCAUUACUGCGCCUGCUUAUGCUUCAACGAGACCGUCGCCAUCACACCCACCAAGCCCGCAGACGAGGACGAAGAAUCAUUAGAAUCGACGCGUCCAGUUCCGAAUAUCACCCACCACAGCAUCAUGUACGCUCCCAAAUGCCUCGUCAUCGUAUCGAGGCAGGACUACAUCGAUACCUUCAGGAACUGCCUGGGUAUAAUCUACACAGUAUGGGUGGAGAACUUGGGCGUGCCUCUAGAGACGUUGGUCGGUAACUUGGUGGGCGGCGUGCUGGUGCCGGACCCUGGCGGGCCGCAGGUGCGGUUCAGCAUCGGAGCUGGGGACCGCCAGGCUCUACAACCUCCUGCCGCGCCGCCCAUGCCAGUUACACACACCGCUGUUUAUAUGCUGUUGAGGUUGCUUGGUAUACACAACUCGGUAACACUAUGGUGUGCAGUGAUGAGUGAGCACAAAGUCCUCCUGGUCUCCUUGGCAGCAGCUCGACUGGCGGCAGCUUGCAGAGCUCUGGCGGCGUUGAUGUUCCCAUUCAGAUACGCCCAUGUCUACAUACCUCUGCUGCCAGCUGGUCUAGCUGAAGUACUCGCCACACCGACGCCGUUUCUUAUCGGAGUCCAUUCCAGUUUAAAAGAGGAAGUUUCGGAAUUGUUGGACGUUAUAGUAGCAGAUUUAGACGUAGGCUCUCUCCACAUACCGGCUGGUGUGAACAUUCCCCGUCCAGAAGGCAAGCUGCUCUCGUCACUGCAGGAAGCCCUAGCGCUGGUGUUACAGCCGGAGCUUCGGUCCGCAGACUCGGCCUUCGCCCCACCACCACCAGCCUCGUCCCCACCACAUAUGCUGGAUAAGGAGAUCAGGGCUGUGUUCAUGAGGACCUUGGCGAAACUGCUGCAGGGAUAUAGACACUGCUUAACAAUAAUCCGCAUCCACCCGUCUCCCGUCCUAACGUUCCACAAGAUGGGUUUCCUGGGCGCCCGCGGGCUGUCACAGUGUCAGUUCGCGGUGCGACUGCUGGACUCCAUGUUCUUCAACGGUCUGGUGGCUGAGCGAGGUCCGCCUUGGAGAGCCACCGAUAUAUGGGAUGAGCUUGUACAAAAUCUUCCAGAACAAGUUCGGUUAGAAUCUCUGAACCCUGAGCUGGAGUUGCAACACAUACAGGACUUGGCCAUGCAGUUACAUCUCAAUGAAAAUCCGAAUCCUCAGACGUUCCAGCAGCGCAUCCUCCGUCCCCCAGAGGGUGCGUCCUCCCGCAUCCACCAGCCCCCCCUGCCCGCACUGGACGCGGCGCGGGUCAGGGAUGUCAUGAGGGAGGUCGCGCAGAGAAGUGCUGCCAAUCCCAAACUGUCAGCACUCCGGCCCGUACAGUCCCGUAUCGUGGCUCCGGGCGCGCCUCCUACUGGGGCCGCAGACUAUGGACAUCUACUGCUCACCAACUCGGCUAGGAGACUCGAGGUGUUACGGUCGUGUAUAGCCGCAAUAUUCGAGUGUCGCUACGCGGACGCGCGCAAGUCUCUGCCGGGCGUCGUCCGCGCGCUGCGGGCCGCGGGGGCGCGCGCCGCGCUCGUCCGCGACCUGGCCGCCAGGCUGCCCAGUAACAAGCAUCUACUGCAUCAUCACCAGUUCGAGCUCGUCGUCAGGCUAAUGAACUGCGCCCUGCAGUCGGCGACGGCGCUGGACGAGCAUACCAUCGCGGCGGCCAUGUUGCCUCUCGCCACCGCGUAUUGCAGGAAGCUCUGCACCGGAGUCAUACAAUACGCUUACAUGUGCAUACAGGAACAUCAAGUAUGGACAAGCCAGCAGUUCUGGGAGGCGGCGUUCUAUCAGGACGUGCAGAGGGACAUCAAGGCUUUGUAUCUACCUAAUCCCACACACCAUCAGCGAGUGCCCAGUCCUAGUCUUGACUCAUAUUCCAGAGAUGACGAGGAAUACAUAUCGCUACUGAAGGCUCAGGAGCCGAGCGCGUUGGAGAUUGCAGCCGAACAAAUGAGGCUGUGGCCCAGCUUAGCACCAGAAAAACAACGAGAAUUAAUAGCAAGCGAAGAGUCGACGUUGUACAGUCAGGCGAUACACUACGCGAACAGAAUGGUGUACUUACUACUGCCGCUAGAGGGCGCCGGCAGACGCGCUGACGUCAGGGGAGACGACGCCGACAGGGCUAGCAAUAGUAUUACUAAUAGUGUGGCUGAAUCGGACAGCGUGGAUGCGGAGUCCGGGUUCGAGGAAGCAGACCCGGGCGAGGCUGGGAAUAAUGUUAUCAAAAUGGUCUCCCGAUUUGUUGAUAAGGUGUGUACGGAGGGCGGUGUGACAGCAGAGCACGUUCGCUGCUUACACCAGAUGAUACCAGGAGUCGUGCAUAUGCAUCUAGAGACGUUAGAUGCAGUUGCUAGAGAAAGUAGAAGAUUACCACCCGUCCAAAAGCCUAGAAUAGUGGCCCCAGCGCUAGUCCCUGGGGAGACAGUAACAGUUCCGGCGUUACGCGCCUACUUAGUCAGUGAUGGUCGAAACACUGCGCUACUGCCGGCAGAGGGCGCCCUAUUCCUCACUAACUAUAGACUCAUAUUUAAAGGCACACCUACAGAUCCUUAUGCUUGCGAGCAGACGGUGGUGAGAUCGUUCCCUGUAUGUUCGUUGACGCGAGAGAAACAAGUUCGAACCCACUACCUGCCUCACUUGGAACAGUCGCUACAAGAGGGCCUGCAACUUAGGUCUGCUACAUUCCAGUUGAUUAAGGUGGCCCUGGACGAGGAGGUGAGCAGCGAGGCGGUGGAGUCGUUCCGCAAGCACCUGGCGCGUCUGCGGCACCCCGACCACGUCCUGCUACACUUCGCGCUCGCGCCCCGCUCCGCGCCGCCCGCGCCGCACGCCGUGCCCAAGCAUCACACGCUCAAAGGUUUUGCAAAGAAGACUUUGCUGAAGACAGCGCGUCGCGCCGGCCUGAAGCCGAAGCCGUCGAAGCGCCAGAAGUACGUGCUGCCGUCGGCGGACGCGCGCUCGCUGACGUCACCGCCGCUCAUGUCGUCACUGUCCGCCGACACGCUCUCCUUGGAGGAGCUGGAGCUGGGCGCGUGCGAGGGCGCGGAGAGCCCGGCGGCGGCGCGCACGCUGGAGCGGCUGCGCGAGCGCCGGUACGCGCGCGACUGGGGGCGGCUCGGGCUCGCGCACGCGCCCUUCCGACUCGCGCACGCCAACGCCGUCUACACGCUCUGCAGGAGCUACCCGGCCGUGAUCCCGGUGCCGGAGAGCUUCGGCGACGACUCCCUGCGGCGCGUGGCGCGCUGCUACCGCCAGGGACGACUGCCCGUACUCACCUGGCGCCAUCCGCGGACGCACGCGCUGCUCGCCAGAUCUGCAGCCCCACAUCAUAAAGGAGUUAUGGGAAUGUUGAAGGCAAGUCACCAAACUCAGGGCAACACUCAGAGUGGGACGGAAACGACAUCCAGUUUAGAACAGGAACGGUACCUAGCAACACUAGUUGCGUGCACGCCGGCGUCGCGCGGUGACCUGGAGGACUCGAGUUUGAGUCUCGACUCGUUACUUCUGUGCUGCGAGGACCAACGUGAGGCCACACAUACACCAUUACUGACUAAAGCGGCUGGGACACUGGGCGUAUUGGGUCGCAACAGCGGCGGCAAGGGCGGCGCGAGCUCGGCCCGACACUUCGGUCGCUGGGGGUCUCUCAAGGAUAGGAGGCAGACCUCGCAUCUAGACCUCUACGCGCCACGACAGAGACUCUCCACAGCUGAUGCUGACUCUGUAUGCGGGUCGGCGGGCGGCGCGCGCCGCGCGGCGCUGUACGUGGUGUGCGACAAGGGCGGCGCGGCGCCGGGCGUGCUGGGCGCCGAGCUGGUGCCGGCCGAGUACCCCGACGCGCGCGCCACCAAGCACGCCUUCAAGAAGCUCAUGCGCGCCGCCGUGCCCUCCGCCUCGCCCGCGCCCGACCAUCCCGGCUUCCUCAGAUUAAUAGAAGAGUCCGGCUGGCUAUGGCAGCUGAGACAGUUGUUCCAGCUGUCUGGAGCAGUGGUAGACCUGCUGGACCUACAGGGAUCCUCCGUGCUAUUGUCGCUGGAGGACGGAUGGGAUGCCACGGCACAGAUAUCAUCUCUAGCCCAGAUCUGCCUGGAGCCGUACUACCGUACACUGGAGGGCUUCCGUAUCCUGGUGGAGAAGGAGUGGCUGGCGCUCGGACAUAAGUUCCAGCAGAGGUCCAACAUUGGGGCCACGCCACAACAGGGCUUCACGCCUACAUUCCUCAUGUUCCUGGAUGCUGUGCAUCAGCUGCAGAAACAGUUUCCCCUGGCGUUUGAGUUCAACGAGUACUACUUGCGCUUCGUGGCGUACCACUGCGUGUCGUGUCGGUUCCGGUCCUUCCUGCUCGACAGCGAGGCGCAGAGGGCAGACCUUGGCAUCACUGCCGCUGAUGAUAAACGAGCUGAUACUAAUCGCAUGGUAUAUCUUUACGAGGCCGGUGGCGAGGCAGGUGCGGGGUCGGAAGAGGAAUGCGCGGGGGGGUCGUCCGGCCCUCGGGCCCCCACACUGGGACACUCACUGUUUGACUACAUAGACAGGCACCAUCAGAAGUCACCAAUCUUCUACAACUUCUUGUAUACGCCUGAUUUGGAUAAUCCAGUUCUCCGUCCAGUAUCGUCAAUAAGUGCUCUGGAAGUAUGGCAGUACUACACGAGCGAGGAGCUGUCACACGGUGCUCCAUACGACCUGGAGGUCCUGGCGCCUGCAGAACCUGAGGCACGCCAUCCGCAACGGAGGGUCGUUACUGCUGGCUACGAUAGCAUAGCCCGUAGCAUGCCGGAUUCGUUCACCGGCCUGCUGGAGAGGAUCAGACAGCUGGAGCUGGAGCUGGGACACCUGCCGCAGAAAUGGAGAGUUAGGUGGGACCAACUAGAACUGCCCAAUACUCUGGAGUUACAGCGCAACUCGUCGAUGUCGUCGGGCGUGGUGCGGCGCGCGACGCUGGCGGUCCACAAGCGCGGCACGCUGGAGGUGCUGGUGCGGGGCCGCCUGGCCGCCGCGCCGCCCGCGCCCGGGCCCGCGCCCGCGCCGCCCGCGCACCGCUGGGCGCCCGCCUCCGCCGCCGCGCCCGCGCGCUGCGACCACUGCCAGGACCUGCUCUGGGGACCGCUCAAGACGGGCGUGCGCUGCGUGGACUGCGGCGCGUCGUGCCACGAGCGCUGCGCGGAGGCGUGGGCCCCGCCCUGCACCAAGUACAAGGCGCCGCCGCCGCCAGACGCAGACACUCUCUGCGCGCCUCUCUCCGCAGGAGUGUCGACCCUCCAGUCAUCAUCUCAGCAGUACUACGAGCAGUUCUCGUCCAACGUGGCUGAGAACCGGACGCACGAGGGACAUCUAUACAAGCGGGGCGCACUACUCAAGGGGUGGAAGCAACGUUGGUUCGUACUGGACUCCAUCAAGCAUCAGCUGAGGUACUAUGAUGCAAUGGAAGACUCGCAUUGCAAAGGAUUCAUUGAUCUCGCCGAGGUGAUCACAGUGACACAGGCAUCGCCCGCGCCGGGACCGCCCAAGAAAUGUGAUGAUAGAUCCUUCUUUGAUUUACGCACAAGCAGACGUACGUACAACUUCUGCGCUAGUGACGCGGCCGCUGCGCAGGAGUGGAUCGAGAAGCUACAGGCCUGUCUGCAGUGA